UGCUUCACUCCAACUCGAGAGAAUGGCGAGGAAGAAGCUGCUGUUACUGCUAAAACCCUUCGAUGUCUACCCGAUCAUUCAAUCAAACGGCUUUUCUCGCAUCAACAACCGACAGGUUUUUCAGUAUCUAGAAAACAGGCGCAGGGUUCACAAGGAUGCUAUAAACAUCUGCCAGGAAGUAUUGCGGAAAAAGUCUGUUUAUUGGGAACCAAUUCUCCGCAACAAUUUGUCACAACCAAUUUGUAACGUGGAUUUGGUUGUUACUCUUGGUGGUGAUGGCACACUUCUGCAGGCCAGCCAUUUUGUAGAUGACUCAACUCCAGUUCUAGGAGUAAAUUCUGACCCCACCCAAGAUGAUGAGGUGGAGGAAUUCCGGGAUCAAUUUGAUGCGACCAGAAGCACUGGCUAUCUGUGUGCAGGAAGUGUUCAAAACUUCGAACAAGUAUUAGAUGACAUCUUAGAAGGCCAAACAACUCCUUCUAAACUAUCGAGGUUGUCAAUAUGUUUGAAUUCAAAGCAGCUGCCCGUGUAUGCUCUCAAUGACAUUUUGGUUGCACAUCCAUGUCCUGCAACAGUUUCUAGAUUCUCAUUCAGAAUUCAAAGGAAUGGUCAGCCGUGUUCACCACUGGUUAACUGUCGAUCCAGUGGUCUCAGAGUUUCAACUGCAGCUGGAUCUACAGCUGCAAUGCUCUCGGCCGGUGGGUUUGUGAUGCCUAUAUUGUCUCAGGAUCUCCAGUACAUGGUGAGAGAGCCUAUCUCUCCUGGAGCCUUUUCUGCCCGGAUGCACGGAUUAGUGAAAUCAGAUGAGUCAAUGGACAUUGGAUGGUGUUCAAAAGAGGGUUUGAUAUAUGUUGAUGGUUCUCAUGUCUUCUAUUCUGUUCAAAAGGGGGAUGCAAUUGAGCUCUCUUCUAAAGCCCCAGUUUUGAAGGUUUACAUGCCCGCUCAUUUGUCAUCAUGAAACUCUGGAAGACCGUUAAAAGUCCAGUGGGGAACCGAUUUUAGGUAUUGUUCAAUUUUUUGUUAUAAGGAUUUCCCUCAUCGAUUAGUCCACCUUUGUUGAUGAGGAAAAUCAAUCCCAGAAGCAGGAGAAUCUAGAAUAAUAGCAAAUAACAGGCUAUGUACAGUUAUCAUUAUCUGAGGAGGAAUAGAUUUGAUAGCCUUGUAUAUAUUUUCAAUAUGAAAGGCAAAUGGUGAUUACAA
Carica papaya (papaya) is the source of this 1200-nucleotide messenger RNA. RefSeq names its product NAD(H) kinase 3 (gene NADK3). Gene Ontology annotation, biological process: NAD+ metabolic process; NADP+ biosynthetic process. The record is from RefSeq and is a predicted model, not a curated record. Gene Ontology annotation, molecular function: NAD+ kinase activity. NCBI's taxonomy places the organism in Eukaryota, Viridiplantae, Streptophyta, Magnoliopsida, Brassicales, Caricaceae.